Aspergillus ibericus CBS 121593 is the source of this 1414-nucleotide messenger RNA. RefSeq names its product kinase-like protein. NCBI's taxonomy places the organism in Eukaryota, Fungi, Ascomycota, Eurotiomycetes, Eurotiales, Aspergillaceae. The coding region runs from base 100 to 1389 and encodes 429 amino acids. Gene Ontology annotation, molecular function: protein kinase activity; ATP binding. The transcript is spliced from 4 exons. The record is from RefSeq and is a predicted model, not a curated record. Gene Ontology annotation, biological process: protein phosphorylation.
CACCAACUUCGCGUGCACACGGUAUAAGGUCGUGUUCAUUCUUAAUUUUUUUCCCCCAAGGGCUUUAUACGACUAGCCUGUUUCCCAUAGCUUCGGAUAAUGCUAGCAUCGCUCCUACGAUCUCUACCGCGGCUUGGUAGGGCAUGGAAGCCCCUCAACUUCUGCAAUCCUAAUUUCGUCCGGAUACCCAUAAGCCGGAGAAUUGAGGAAGAAACGAUGCCAGAUUAUGUUGCUUCCCGAUACUAUCCAGCUCGAAUAGGAGAAAUAUUUAAGGAUCGCUAUCAGAUUGUAGGAAAACUGGGAUUUGGAGCCAGCUCCACGGUGUGGCUUGCGAGGGACAUGAACUGCCGUCGUUAUGUUACCCUCAAGAUCUUUAUCAAGUCUGCAUCGAUGGGACAGCAAUUGGACGAUGAGCUCCAGAUGUACAAACGCAUGGAGAGGGGCUCAAAGAAUCAUCCCGGUCGCAGUGCUGUUAGGUCAUUACUGGACUCAUUUGAUGUUGAUGGGCCCGAGGAUAAACAUCGGUGCCUUGUGCAUCCUCCAUUAUGGGACAGUGUGUUGACCUUUCUGCACCGCAACCCGGAGCAGAGGCUACCUGCUCCAGUCCUGGCAUUUGUGCUUAAGCGCCUGUUUCUGGCGCUGGACUACCUGCAUACGGAAUGCCAGAUUAUACAUUCCGACAUCAAGGCCGACAAUAUCAUGUUCGGCAUCGCUGAUGAUUCAGUUUUCAGUGAAUAUGAAGAAGAUGAGCUUCUGACCCCUUGUCCGAGGAAAGAGUUAGAUGGAAGAACCAUCUACGUAUCUCGGGAACUGAGAAUGCCCAGGAAUUGGGGUGCUCCGGUCCUAUGUGACUUUGGCUCGGCCAUUCCCGGUGGCGUAGAACACACAGAAGAUAUUCAGCCUAACAUCUAUCGAGCCCCAGAGGUGAUUCUGGAGGUCCCAUGGACGUAUAGCGUUGAUAUUUGGAAUGUGGGCUGCAUGAUUUGGAACAUUUUUGAGGGCGAGUCCUUAUUUACUGGCUAUGAUCCAGAGUUUCAGACUUAUCGAAGUCGCGCCCACCUCGCUGAGAUCACAAGGCUGCUUGGGCCUCCCCCGCCCAAUCUUCUUGCCCGAGGGAAGCUAGGCCAUAAAUUCUUUUCUGACGAAGGUAAGCCAAUGCCCCCAUUCCUCCAUUAUCCGCUCAUUAUGUCCGACUUUACAGAUGGCUUCUGUGCCAAAGUUCUGUUAGAAGAUCGGAUUCCGCUUGAAAAGAGGGAAACAACGCUCCAAGGACAAGACAAGGCGAAUUUUUUGCGUCUCAUGCGGAAGAUGUUACAGUGGGAGCCGGCCAACCGUAGCUCGGCUAGGGAACUGCAAGAGGAUGUGUGGAUUUGUAAGACUUUAGAGUAGGCAUCGAGAAUUCACUUCAAGGAGC